This is a messenger RNA of Neurospora crassa OR74A, 997 nucleotides long. RefSeq lists its product as hypothetical. The record is from RefSeq and is a predicted model, not a curated record. The transcript has a single exon. Bases 1 to 813 code for a protein of 270 amino acids. Gene Ontology annotation, molecular function: DNA binding. NCBI's taxonomy places the organism in Eukaryota, Fungi, Ascomycota, Sordariomycetes, Sordariales, Sordariaceae.
AUGGCUUCGUCUUUGCUCGAUCAAGCGAUCUCUGAGGUCCGUAAUGGACUUUCCCAGCGUGCAGCAGCCAAGAAGUACGGCGUACCCCAAUCCACCAUCUCCGACCGCAUGCGAGGCACUCCCUCCCUUCGUGCAGCCAAAAUACCCCAACAACGGCUGUCCCCCGCCCAAGAAUCCUUCUUGUGCAAAUGGAUAUUGGAUGAAGAGAAGGCUGGCCGGGCUCCCAACCGUCGUCAAGUAUCAGGGAUCGCGACGUCGAUAUUGAAAAGAGGAGGUGACAAUGACAAGCUGGGCGCCCGUUGGAUCGAUCGCUUCCUAGCAAGAAAUCCCGAUAUCAAGACCAAGCUUUCCAAGCCACUCGAGUCAGCCAGAGUCAGAGGUUCUGUUGAUGACGGUGCCUUACCAACCCAGCCAUCACCACCUAAAACGCCACCCAGGGACGAGAUAUCUGAGGCCAAUAAUAUAUUCAAGACUCCCCAGAAGUCCAGGGAUAUGCUAGAAGGCAUUCACAACGAGAUAUCUGAUCUUAACCGUAAUAUCAGGACUCUUUACACCAAGGCAGCCAAGUCCCUGGAUAUCAAGAACGCUGAGCUCGCUGCAAAAGAUCACCAGAUUCAAUAUUUACAGACUCAACUAGACUCAAUGAAGCCCAGGGGUAAAAGGAAGGUUAAAGAAGGGGGUAACAAUAGAUUUGCACGGGUAGAAGCGAUUCUGGAAGCUCGUGAUGCCUCAAAAGAGGGUCCCAAGCGUAGAAGGGUUGCCACGGCAACGACGACGGCACCACCACUGCAAGAGUUAGGGAGAGCCUUCUAGCCAAUCUACUAUAUUAUUCAAGAACAUCAGGAAUAAGAUUAUGACAUUUUGAAGCAUCAAAAUCACUGCAAAAGUGGCUAGUUUGCAAUGUUAUCUGGUGCCUGGUGAUGAAGUUACAUGACUGAGGGUGGGAGGUGACCGGGGUUGGGGUCAGCACGUCUAGUUGAUAAUAAGGUCAUAAUUU